Messenger RNA from Leguminivora glycinivorella, 2203 nucleotides. It is a transcript of the gene trbd, whose product is annotated as OTU domain-containing protein 7B. Gene Ontology annotation, biological process: protein K63-linked deubiquitination; protein K11-linked deubiquitination; protein deubiquitination involved in ubiquitin-dependent protein catabolic process. Gene Ontology annotation, cellular component: cytoplasm; nucleus. The transcript has 9 exons. Gene Ontology annotation, molecular function: DNA binding; cysteine-type deubiquitinase activity; K63-linked polyubiquitin modification-dependent protein binding. The record is from RefSeq and is a predicted model, not a curated record. NCBI's taxonomy places the organism in Eukaryota, Metazoa, Arthropoda, Insecta, Lepidoptera, Tortricidae. The coding region runs from base 168 to 1928 and encodes 586 amino acids.
CACAAGUGUCGCGCUGUGUAGAAAGUGGACUAUUUGUAAAUAUUGUAUAAUUGUAAAUAAUCCGUGUUUCAUGUUUUCAAAAUAAUAAUUUACAUAUUUAAUUGUUCGUGUAAGUGCUUAAUGGAUGUGAAGGUGAUAUAAAGCUGAGAAAGAACGGUGAAAUCGCAAUGGUGAUGGAAGCCGAUCCAAUUCCUGAAAAACACACGGACGAACGCGUCCUACCUCAGCUGAAACCGCGCGCGGGCGGCGAUGUCAACGUUAUACCAGAACGCUCAGUCAGCUCUCUGGACCUCAUGUCGUACUCCACGCCUUCCAACUUAGUCCUCACACCAGCCCCAGAAUGUCGAAAGCUGUCCCGAGGUAUCUCCAGAGCUACAGAUAAUGAGGGUCUGGUGUGGGCGCUUCGUAGCAACACUGAGCCUGACCUGCAGACCCUAAGCUCUGAACACAUACUGUUGCUGCCUGAUAUAUCCAUAUACCCUCCGGAAUUCAGAACGUUCAUCGAAAAAGACCUCCUCGAAACAGCCACACUCCACACACUAGAGUCUUCCUGCAUCCUCAACUGGUGGCGUCAAGGUCGCGUCCCGGGCGCCCCAAGACUCCUACCAUUAGCUACUUCUGGAGACGGGAAUUGUCUGCCUCAUGCAGCGUCGCUAGCUGCUUACGGGUUCCAUGACAGAUUACUGGCGUUGAGGACGAAGGUUCAAGCAUUGCUGUGUGGAGAAGGAGGUGAUGCGCUUACAAACGCCAUAAAGCGCCGCUGGCGAUGGUCAGAAAGCCUCUCCCUCCGAAGCGCGGGCCUCACGCCCUCCGAAGCAGAAUGGGAGCGAGAAUGGCAAGACGCAGUUCGCGCCGCCUCCGCGCAACCCAGACCCAAACCCGCGCCCAGCGCAGCACCUCACUAUGACGGCUUGGAGCAACUUCAUGUGUUCGCUUUGGCUCAUGUGAUGAGAAGACCAGUUAUCGUCUUUGCUGAUGUCGCUUUGAGGGAUUUCCGCGGCGAUCCAGUAGCCCCCAUUCCAUUCGGCGGCAUCUACCUCCCCCUGGAACUCGAACCCGCCGCCUGCAGCAAAGCGCCCAUACUACUCGCCUACGACGCAGGACAUUUCUCAGCACUAGUUCCCUGCGAGCCACUACCUACUGACGGGGCUAGGGUCCCACUAGAAGAUAGUACGGGAACUGCUAUGCCUAUCAGAUUCAACGUAGACCCAGGCGAAGAUUUCCGCUGGGACACCGAACCAGAUCAAAAAACCAUAAACAACCUCCUCCCCGACGAAUACCAGCGUUCAGCCAUGAUGGCCGCCUAUCUCGACCUAGAACGCGUCGAGUGUCUCUCACAGAACCCGCCGCCUGAAGAACUCAGAAGAUCACUCGACGCACUAUCAACAAAGAGUUCCAAACAGCUGAAUUCCGUCGCUAAACAGUUCGGAAGCAUCGGCAGGUCUAUGAGCAGUAAAUUAAAGAAGAAUUUUGGAUCCAUGGCGAAGUUGACAGGGAAGAGUCAGAGUAACCCUGAAGAGGGGCUGAUGAGACGGCAAAGUACUUGUGAAGUGUUGUGCUGCAGGGUGUUAGCGGCUAGAGCACCGGUGCAAGAGGAAAUGGUCAAGAAUUACCUGAAUGAGGCUUGGAUUAGUUUCACGGCGGAGAAGAACCGGCGCGCCUCCCCUCCUGGGCCGCGCUACGGCACGGGGCGCUCGCAGUUCUACGCCGACGCGGGCUCCACCUCGCACCAGCACGCGCGCACGCUCUCCAACAAGCCCGCCCGGCCCGCGCCCGCGCCCGACAGGACGCUGUACCUGUCCAAGUCCACCUUCUACGACGACCGCCCGCCGUCGCCGAAGCCUUGCAAGGCGCAGCUGUGCAUGUACUACGGCAGUCCGGAGAACGAUGAUUAUUGCUCUAGGUGUUCGAGAUUGCAGUAUGAAUAACUCAGUGCUUCCUAGUGGUGUUGCGGAUUUUGACAACAUCUAAAAUAAAAACAGACUCGAUUCAAACCUGAACUGUGCUGUAAUAAAAAAAUGCAAAAGAAUACUAAACGUUCGAUAACGAUUAUAUUACCUAUACGAACGCCGAAAUUAAAAACGUGCUCCCGACUUUUAUAAAACUUUAAAAAACGACUAAAAAGUAUAAUUUUUUACCCGAACUACGAAAUCUACGAACCUGAAAAUUACCGUGACGUGACAGUUGUACACCAUACCCAUAA